Messenger RNA from Tribolium madens (black flour beetle), 1637 nucleotides. It is a transcript of the gene noi, whose product is annotated as splicing factor 3A subunit 3. Gene Ontology annotation, cellular component: nucleus; spliceosomal complex. Gene Ontology annotation, molecular function: zinc ion binding; RNA binding. Bases 80 to 1582 code for a protein of 500 amino acids. The record is from RefSeq and is a predicted model, not a curated record. Gene Ontology annotation, biological process: mRNA splicing, via spliceosome. The transcript is spliced from 8 exons. NCBI's taxonomy places the organism in Eukaryota, Metazoa, Arthropoda, Insecta, Coleoptera, Tenebrionidae.
UUGAUGUUUUUUUGACAUUUGGCAUUUGAUGGCGUCUAGUAAAUAAAAAAUAUUGCACAAUUUUCUUGAAAAAGCUGCAAUGGAAACGAUUUUGGAGCAGCAACGGCGUUAUCACGAGGAAAAAGAGCGUCUCAUUGACGCAAUGGUUAAAGAAAUUUUGCAUAAAAAAACAACGUACCGCGAGGCUAUAAACUCGGAUUACCGCCUUAAAUUCCUACUAGAUAAGUAUAUGACGUCUACAGAUCGUUUAAUUGAAUUAUAUGAGGACAAAGAUGGGCAAAGAAAAGCAGAAGUCGCCGCCCUCACUGGUCCUAAUGAGUUUCAGGAGUUUUAUAAUCGUCUCAAGCAGAUUAAAGAUUUUUACAGGAAGCACCCUAAUGAGAUAAGUAUUCCAAUGUCUGUUGAAUUUGAUGAAUUGGCCAAAGCGCGUGAAAAUCCAACUGAGGAAAUGGCAAAUUUGGUUGAAUUUACUGACGAGGAAGGUUAUGGAAAAUACCUGGAUUUGCAUGAAUGUUAUGAAAAAUAUAUCAAUUUGAAAGGUAUUGAAAAAGUUGAUUAUAUUACAUAUUUGGGCACUUUUGAUCAGCUUUAUGAUAUUCCCAAAGAACGCAAAACUGGGGAAUAUCGCAAAUAUUUGCUUUGUUUGAUUGAGUAUUUAACUUGGUUUGUACAAAGAGUCAAACCUUUGAUGGACAUUGAUGCAGAUUUACAAAACGAAGUUGAUAAUGUUAUGGUACAGUGGGAAAAUGGGACAGUUCCAGGAUGGCCUAAAGAGACAGGGUCGGCUUUGGCAAACGUUGGGGCCCAUUUGGACUUAUCUGCAUUUUCAAGUUGGGAGGAAUUGGCUUCAUUAGGUUUGGACAGGUUGAAGUCGGCCCUAAUGGCCCUUGGCUUAAAAUGUGGCGGGACGCUGGAAGAGCGUGCCCAGCGUUUAUUUUCAACCAAAGGUAAAGGCUCACUAGACCCAUCCUUGAUGACUAAAAACAAAUCAGGAAAAGCGAGUAAAGAGAAGGAGCAACUGAGGCAAAGAGAGUUGGCUUGUCUGGAGGCGCAAGUUUACAGGUUGGCAGAACUGGUGGCCCCCCAACGCGCCGCAACUAAAGAAAAUGUCCAGAGGAAACAAGCGCGGACGGAUGGUGAAAGGGACGAUAGUGAAAAUGAGGAGAGUGAGGAGGAAAGUCCUGAUGAAGCCGACGAUGACGUUCCCUAUAACCCCAAAAACUUGCCUUUGGGCUGGGAUGGCAAACCUAUCCCGUAUUGGUUGUACAAACUCCACGGUUUGAAUAUCAGUUACAAUUGUGAAAUUUGCGGAAAUUACGUUUAUAAAGGACCAAAAGCGUUUCAAAGACAUUUCGCAGAGUGGCGACAUGCGCACGGAAUGCGAUGUUUGGGGAUCCCCAAUACCGCGCAUUUUGCAAACGUGACGCAAAUUGAGGACGCCCUAGCACUCUGGGAGAAACUCAAAGUGCAAAAACAGGCAGAGCGUUGGCAACCUGAAACAGAGGAAGAGUAUGAAGAUUCCCAAGGGAAUGUCGUUAACAGAAAAACUUACGAAGAUCUCAAACGACAAGGUUUAUUGUAAUUUGUAUUGAAAGUAACAAUAAAAGAUAAAAACAAAAUAAACUUAAUUUUAAAUA